AUGGCGAAUGGUGGAAUAAAAGAGCAAGUUCUCUACGUUUGUGAGCUGGUGAAAGAGAAUCAGUUGAAUGAAGCAGUUGGUGCUUUACAAUCUGUUAAUACUGACGAUAUUUUAUGUUCAUCAGAUCUCAUCUCAUUGUUAAUUUCGAUCGAACAAACAGCAUUUAAUCUUUUACAAGAUUGUCUGAACAAUGUCGACAAGAAUACUCAAAGCCGUUUAAAAUAUAUUGAACAAGUCGGAUUGUUCAAUCAAUCUGUUGCUACUAAAAAUACAAAUGAUAAGCAACAAAUAAAUGUUCAAAUACAAGUUUUAUUAAAUGUUGAUAUUCUUCAAAAUCUCGUCACAAUUAUCGAUACACUUCGUACUGACGAUCAUUUUCAUCGACAUGAUUUUGUAAUCUGUCUCUGCAUCUGGCUUGAAGCAAUCGCUCAUUUUAUUCAUCGUCAUGACAAUUUAGUUAAAGAAUUAAUUGAGCCACUUCGUCAAAGUGUAUUAUCAUGUGUUCUUUCCGAUUGGUACCAAAAAUAUUUGACACCGUCAAUAGAAACAAAUAUUCCUGCUCGUCACUUUUUUAUUCGCACGUGCUCCUUUGUUACGGGUGUUUUACAGUGUAAUCAAUUAUCUUUUGAAAAUGCUUUAAAGACUAUUCAAUCAUAUAAAAUCGUGGAAUCUAUUGGACAGAAAAUAUUUGAUGUUCGUUUAGCUGAUUUUCAUCAUUAUCUUUUUCAAUUGAAAGAUAUAGAAAACGAUAGAAAAUGUCUUACUGGAAUCUGUUUUCUUAUGACCAAUUGUUACAAUGUAAAAGCAUUUAUUAACAAUGAUGAAUAUUUCAAUCUUCUUCUUCAGUUGUUAAAAUCUGAUUUUGUACGAAAAAAUCUUUUUUCUACUUGGACAAAUGAAAGCACAAUUCUUGCCGAUACUUUGAUGGUACAAUUGAAGAAUUGCAGCAAUGAACCAUCUAUACGAUUAUAUUUACAACAGAAUAAUGCAGCAGACGCAAUUCAUAAUUAUAUGCAUGCUGAUUAUGAUCGACUUCGUUUACAAGCGUGUAUGUUGCUUGGAGUAUUACUUGAUGAUGAAACAAUGCGACAAUUAAAGAUUCCAGGUGAUGAAUUAACCGACUUAUAUUUUGAUGCCAUUCGACAGGCACAUCAAUCAUCGAACAAAUGCUACAAACGAGUGCCGAUACACUUACUUUUUCGAGCAUUAUCAUCGUUAGUUCAUAAUCAGAUAAUUCAAGCAAGUGUAGCAACAUCAACCAAUUAUUUUGAUUAUCUUAUUUCAAUGAGUGAUGAUUAUAAUCUGGUUUAUGACAUCUUUUGGACACUGUCAUUUAAUACAAGCUUACACGAAAAAUUUCAUUCUCAUAAAACUUUUUUGCAGCGACUCCAAACAUUUGUCAAUGAUCCAGAAUCGGUUUUGGAUAAAGAUAUAGUACGAUCAGCAGAAGGUAUUUUGUGGAAUUUGAAUCACAGAAAUGAAAAGAACACAUCACCUGAACAAUCGACGAAUGUUGAAAAUAAAAACACUCAAUUAGACAAGUAUUAA
Molecule: messenger RNA, 1548 nt
Organism: Rotaria sordida
Lineage: Eukaryota; Metazoa; Rotifera; Eurotatoria; Philodinida; Philodinidae
Source: the annotation of a GenBank genome assembly